Messenger RNA from Lolium perenne, 2587 nucleotides. NCBI's taxonomy places the organism in Eukaryota, Viridiplantae, Streptophyta, Magnoliopsida, Poales, Poaceae. The record is from RefSeq and is a predicted model, not a curated record.
UACAUCGGCAUUCAUCUACAGAGAAAAAUUGCCGACGUGUUAAAUUUUGAUUGGAUGAAAAGCUACCAUCUACAGUGCUCAAAACUCUAAUAUUUCAGUAGAUGGGUUCAACUUUUAUUUAUAGUAUAAUUAGGAAUGAUCCAAUGAGGGUGGAGGCAAUAUGCAAGCCUAACUGUACUUGGCAUAUAAAAGGAUCUUGUGACAGCAGAUUUGGGGCAUUUUCUAUUAAGGCAUAUAUAAAGAAGCACACUUGUAAGUCAGACUGGGAGGUGAAGGCACUGUCUUCAAACUUUUUGUGUGACACAUUCAUAAAUGAGUUCAGAGACGACAGGAAGCUUGACUUGAAGAGUUUUGCAGCAAAAGUACAGAGAGAGUUUAACAUGUGCCCCAACAGAUUCAAACUAGGAAGGGCCAGGAAACAAGCUUUGCUGAAAAUCCAUGGGGAUGAGUCUAGCCAGUUCAGCAUGCUUUGGGAUUAUGGGCAGGAGCUUAGGAGAUCAAAUCCCCGCUCCAAUUUUUUUCUGACCACAAAUCAAGCAAAUGACAAUUCAGAAGCAGUUCCUAAGAACCACCUAGCUACUCUGUAUUGGUCCUAUGAUGGCUGCAAAAGGGGAUUUUUAGAAGCAUGCAGGCCCCUGAUAUGUGUUGAUGGUUGUCAUGUGAAAACAAAGUUCAAGGGUCAGUUGCUUACUGCAGUAGGAAUAGAUCCGAAUGACUGCAUUUUUCCAAUUGCCAUGGGUUUAGUUGAAGUAGAAUGCACAAGCUCCUGGGAGUGGUUCUUUACUACUCUUAGGGAUGAUCUAAACAUCAUCAACACAGCCAAAUGGACUAUCAUGAGUGACAGGCAGAAGGGGCUUAUAAAUGCUGUCAAAAAGGUGUUUCCUGAUGCAGAACAUAGAUUCUGUGUUAGGCACCUCCAUCAAAAUUUCCAAAAGGCAGGCCACAAGGGUGAAGUUUUGAAGAAUGACAUGUGGGCUAUAGCUAGGUCUACCAAUAUUCCAAAGUGGCUGCAGAACAUGGAUAAACUGAAAGCUGAUAGUCCUUCUGCUUAUGCAUGACUAGAAGAACAAGUACCUAGCACAUGGAUCAAAGCUUUUUUCAGUACCUUUCCAAAGUGUGAUAUGCUUCUCAAUAACCACAGUGAGGUUUUUAACAGCUAUAUUUUGGAAGCAAGAGAAAUGCCCAUGCUAUCUAUGGAGACUGUGUUCUACAAGAUGGUUGACAGAAUAGUCAGUAAGCAGAAGGAAGCAGAGAAAUGGCAUGGAACAAUCUGCCCCAAGAUCAGAAAAAACUUGAUAAAUUCCUAGAGUGGAGCAAGAAUUGCAUGGUCACUGGGGCAGGAAGGAGGAGAGUACAAAGUGUCAUCAACAGGAGGAGUCUCACAUGAUUACUCAAUGGAUUGAAAGACUAGAACUUGUGACUGUGGAAGGUGUCAACUCACUGGAAUUCCAUGCCAUCAUGUUCUUGCUUGCUGCAGAACAGACAGGAUAGACCCUGAGACCAUAGUGCAUAGCUGUUACAACAUAGAAACAUUCAAAAAAGCUUAUGCCCACAAUUUGCAUCCACUUAGAGGAAGAGCAUUUUGGGGAAAAGUCAGUGGAGUACAUAUACAUCCACCUCUGUAUACUAAGGUAAUGGGAAGGCCCAAAAAGAAUAGGAAAAAGGCUCCAGAAGAAAAAUUGAAGAAAGGGGUGACAACUCUUAGUAGACAUGGAGUAACCAUGCAUUGUUCCAUUUGUGGAGGUCCAGAUCACAACAAGAAAGGCCAUGAUAAUUACAUGCUAAGAGUACAAGAUGAGACAGAAGAAAAUGCUCAAGUGUGGGAAGAGGAUGCAAAUGAUCCUUCUAUUCUUCAGCAUAUAACUCAACAAUAUCCACUACCACAACUGGAUCCAAUGCAACAAACACACAACAUGGUUUUCAGAAUGGGACAGGAGGAAAGAAAUAUUGCACCAAAUAGAAAGGCAGAAGUUCCUUUACCAGAGAGUGCAUUUGUAGCUGCAGCAAGGGAGUCUAUCCUACUUCCUAAUACAAGAGUCACAACAGCAAGCACUAGAGGCAAUUUGAGAGGGAGAGGGAGAGGAAGGGGAAGAGCAAGCAGUAGAAGCAAUGCAACAGCUCCAACUACAACAGCUGCAAGCACAUCAGGAAGUGCAAGAGCUACAGGGAACAAGAGAACUGUUGCAAGCACAUCUGGAAGAGGGGCAACUUGGAGGAGAAACUACAGAACAGGAACAUGCUCUACUUACCAUCUCAUGUUUGGUGAUGAUGAGCAAAGAGGCCAGAAUGGUGGACAGGGAAUUCCAUACCUAAAUGCUGCAACAGAUGAAACUGGAGAUGAAAUUCUAGUUUCUCAAAAUGCACCUACUGAUGGAAACCUGUAGACAAUGUUCCCAGGUUGCACUUGUCUGAAGUUACUUGGUUUGGUUGAUGUUACUGUCUACUCUUUUGUAAUUUGGUAGUACACAAUGUUCUCAGGUUGCACUUGUCUGAAGUUACUGUCAUACAUUCUAGUGUCAGCUUGUAUUGCACAAUGUUCCCAGGUUGAACUGGUUUUACCUUAAUUAUGGUGCUACUGUCAUGUUUU